Molecule: messenger RNA, 1098 nt
Organism: Ilex paraguariensis (yerba mate)
Lineage: Eukaryota; Viridiplantae; Streptophyta; Magnoliopsida; Aquifoliales; Aquifoliaceae
Source: the annotation of a GenBank genome assembly
AUGGCCGCUCCGGACGCUCCUCUUUGCUACGUCGGAGUCGCUAGAAAAUCCGCUGCCUUUCGUCUCAUGAAACAAAUGGGUUGGGAAGAAGGCGAAGGGCUUGGGAAAGACAAGCAAGGGAUCAAAGGACAUGUUAGGGUUAAGAACAAACAGGACACUACCGGAGUUGGUUUAGAAAAGCCAAACAAUUGGGCAUUUGAUACUUCACAAUUUGACAGUAUCCUCAAAAGAUUGAAAGUGCAAGCAGCAGAAAUUAACAGCGAUGAAGCUGUUGAAAAGGAUGAUAAUCAAGAAGGCACAGAUGCCAAUGUAUCUAAUGACAAGCAUGAUACAGGUGUCAAGGUUACACGGCCACAAGGAAGAUAUAAGAAAAGAGAAAGGGGGAAGCUUGUCCAUGCUUACUCUUCGAAGGAUCUUGAAGGAAUUCUUGUCAAAAAGGAGGAGUCUCCUCAGAUGGAUCAUAAUCAGGACAUAUCAGAAUCGCUGGACGCAUUUGAAAGUUAUGUCAAUAUUGAAGGAAAAGAAGAUAAAGGUGUUUCAUCAGAGUGGUGGGGUCAUAAACACGGAUUUGUGCCUGGUGGUCUUCUUGGAGCCGAGUCUAGGAGGAAAAACCCCCUCCUGGCUGAAGAUACUCAGAGAUGUAGUGAGAGGACUGCAUUUCAUGAGGAGGAUCAAGAGAAUCUUUACAAACUUGUACAAGAUAAGGCAACAUCUGGAAAACAGGGUCUGGGAAUCAAGGACAGGCCAAGGAAAAUAGCUGGCUGCCACUUUCAGGGGAAGAAGACAUCUUUCUAUGACACUGACGGUGAGGAUUCUUCUGAUUCUCGUUCCACAGUCAACAUAAAACCUAGUGAAGCCCUGGAAGUGGAAAAGAAUGAUGAACCACAGGUGAAACUGAAAAAACUUUGCAGACAGCUUCUUCGUCAGGUAUCUGGGAAAUCACUAAAGCUGAGGCAGCUCAAAGUUCUCAUUGAUGAGCACUCAUCAUCUUUUUUCUCCAACUUCUCUUCAAAAAGAGACGCUCUUGAUUUCUUGAAACGGAAGCUUGAAGGCAGUGAUAAAUUCUAUGUAGAGGGAAAAAGAGUCCGUCUCUCAUGA